AUGGCAGAGACGGGUAGUGCAGUGGCUGGCAAAGUGGUGGACUCAUUGUUUGUUGUGGCUAAGAAGCAGAUUAGUUACAUGUGGAAUUACACUCAAAAUGUUGAUACUUUAAAAAGAGCAUUGCAAGAUCUCAAAGGUAUGAGGGAGAGGGUUCAAGUACAGAUAGAUAUAGCUAUCCGUAAUGGUGAUAAUCUCUUAGAGGGUGCGAAAAAGUGGGUGAAGGGUGCUGAUGAAGAAAUAUCCAAGGCUGAAGAAUUUGUUGAAGAAGAAACGAAUGCCAAGAAGACGUGCUUCAAACUAGCAAUGUGCGGUAAUUGGCACACCCUUCAUCAUUACGGAAGAAAGGCAAUAAAGAUGGCUCCUCUUAUUUUGCAGCAACAAGUAAGUGGCACGCCUUAUGAAAGAUGCGUCUCUAUUGAAACUCCUGCACCGGGACCACUAGAUGUUUAUCAAAACAAAGAUCUUGAUGAUCUUCAUACCCAUAAUUCAGCUUUGGGGUAUAUCAUCAAGUCUCUUGAAGACGAGAGCACACAAAUCACUGGAAUCUAUGGAUUAGGAGGCGUAGGGAAAACGACAUUAGCCAUGGAAGUUGCUGCAAGAGUUAAGAAUAAUCUGUUCGCUGAUGUUGCUUUUACAACCGUCUCUCUAACAAUAAAUGCUGAGAAGAUUCAGAAGGAUCUUGAAAAUGCAACAAAGCGGAUAAUGAAAGGUGACAAGAUUCUUAUCAUAUUAGAUGAUGUUUGGGAGAAACUAAAUUUGGAAAAAUUGUGUAUUCCAUGUGGGAAUAAUUUCAUGACUUGUAAGAUCUUAUUGACGUCUAGAAGUGAAAAAGUGUGCCGAAAAAUGAAUGCUCAAAGAAUAAUUUGGGUAAAUUCGUUGCCAAUAGAAGAAGCAUGGAUUCUUUUCAAACGUGUGGUUGGUAAGAGAUUGGAGACAGAUUUCAACUUGAAACCAGUUGCAUUGAAGGUUGUUGAAGAGUGCGGAGGAUUGCCACUGCUUAUUCAAGCAGUAGGAAAUGCCUUAAAAGAUGAAAGCACCAAAUCGUGGGAAUCGGCUCUUACACAGCUACAGAAACAUGCACCUUUAGAUAUCGAUGAGGAGAUACGAAAAUCAUUUACUCAUUUGAAGUUAAGCUAUGAGUAUCUUAAAAGUGAAGAAGCCAAGUCGUGUUUUUUGCUCUGUAGCAUGUUCCCUGAAGACUAUAUUAUCCCAUUGGAAGACUUGGUAUUUUUUGGGGUGGCUUUAGAAAAGUUUGAUGACCUGGAUAGCAUAGAGGAUGCAAGAAGCAGGGUUCAAAAUGCAGUAAAUAUCCUCACUUCUUCUGGUUUGUUAUUGAAUGUGGGGAAUGAAGAGGUCACAAAAAUGCAUGAUGUUGUUCGUGAUGUGGCAUUGUUAAUUGCAUCUGAAGGCAAUAACAAAUUUCUGGUGAAAGCUUGGCAAGGUUUAACUGAAUGGCUACCAAGAGAUACGAGCUUAGAAAGCUACAAAGGAAUUGCACUCAUUAGUAAUAACAUCAUCAAGCUUCCUAGUUAUAAGGUAAACGUACCAAACCUAGAGAUUUUCUUUGUAUGCGGAAAUCGUGACUUGUCAAUGAUUUCUGAUGAAUUCAUUGGGUGCAUGAAAAAAUUAAAGCUUUUAGAUAUCUCGUGGAAUAAUAUCUCAUCAUUGCCACAAUCAUUUCAACUCCUAACAAAGCUUCGUACGCUCGAUCUCCGUGGAAAUAAAUCUCUCUAUGAAAUUUCCAUACUUGGGGAGUUAAAAGCCCUUGAGAUUUUAAUACUAAAUGGAACUGGAAUCAUUGAAAUUCCUAAAGAGAUUUGCCAAUUAGUAAACUUGAGAGUGCUCGAAAUUAAGGAUUGUGUUGAUCUAUCUCGCAUAACACAAGGUGUUAUAUCAGCGCUUUGGAGAUUGGAAGAGUUAUGCAUUGAAUUUAUGUUGAAGUUCAAAGGAGCUUCUGAUUGUAUAGUUGAGGUAAUAAGCUUGUCAAAGCUCGCAUACUUAGACUUAACAGUUCCAAGUAUUGAUCAAAUUCCUACAGAUGGACAAGGUUUCAAUUCAGAAACAUUGAAAGGAUUUGUGAUUGAAAUAGGAGAAUACCGUCGAGAUGUAGGCGUCAAAGUUGUCUUCCUUUCAAGGUCAGGUCGAUAUCUAGUUCUCUCAGCAGUACAUCUUAGGAUUCCUUUAGCGAAAUGGUUAAAGAAUUUGAUUGAGGGAAGUCUUCCUAAUAUAAUUCUAUAUGGUAUUGAAAACUUGAAUAACGUCAUGCCUACCUUGUAUCAUCAAGGUUUCACUAAAUUACAGAAUAUUCAUUUGAAUGAUUGCCCUAAUGUGUCAUGCUUAGUAGAUAAUGAUACAAGGUGUAAUCGGGAUGAAGGGAAAACAAAGGAAAAGUUUUUCAAGGAACUAAAACACAUUGAAUUGUGGUAUCUUGAAAAUUUGGAGGUGUUAUGGAAAUGCCCAGAUGAAUGUAUAAGUCUUACUAACCUAGUCACUCUUUAUAUAGAAGGUUCUGAUAAGUUAGGAAGUGUAUUUACAGUGCGUGUAGCACAAGGCCUUGUCAAUCUCAACUUUCUAUUUAUUCGAAAUUGUGAUGGUUUAGAGGAUGUGAUUUGGGGUGGUGAUGGAGGAGAUGAUGAAUCUGGUUGUAUUAUCGUGUUCCCUUCCCUUGCCCAGAUAUUCCUUUUGAAAUUAAGGAGACUCAAAAGCUUCUAUUUAGGGAGUGAGAAUUGUAGCUUCGAAUAUCCAUCUUUGGUGGAAGUUAAAAUUGGUGGUUGUGGAAGCAUGCAAAUAUGGGGACAUGGAAUCCAUGAAACACCCAACCUCAAAACAUUGGUUGUGAAUCCAUAUGACGAUGUACGUAGAUUACAGUUGGAUGGACCUAAUGCCAUCAAUGAUGUUGUGGCAAAAGCAAGAGACUUGGACAAGAGAAAGCAACAAGCAAACCUUUAUAAACCGAACGCCAAAUGA
Erigeron canadensis is the source of this 2967-nucleotide messenger RNA. Its product is annotated as probable disease resistance protein At4g27220. The record is from RefSeq and is a predicted model, not a curated record. Gene Ontology annotation, molecular function: protein binding; ADP binding. Bases 1 to 2967 code for a protein of 988 amino acids. NCBI's taxonomy places the organism in Eukaryota, Viridiplantae, Streptophyta, Magnoliopsida, Asterales, Asteraceae. The transcript has 2 exons.